AUGUUCGGCGCAUCCUCAGGAGGCACAGGCCUCUUUGGCAACUCCAACGCAAACAAUGGCCUCUUCGGAGCCAAUUCCUCUGCUCCAACCGCUCCAGGUGCCUCUGCUGCUCCACAGUCAACUAGUUUUGGGACGUCUGGAACUUCUGGCUUUGGAAACUCGAACCCUCAACAAGGGGGCCUUUUCGGCAACAACAACAACGCAUCUACAAACACAAACACGCUUGGAGGAACAAACGCAAGCACGGGUGGCCUCUUUGGCAAGGCUCCAGCGGCCCCUGCCACCACUGGAGGUCUCUUUGGAGCUUCAAACAACGCUCAGGCUAAUCUGGGUGGGCUUUUCGGCACUGGCAACUCUACAAACUCUGCAUCCACUCAAACGGGGGGAUUAUUCGGAAAACCUGCCGCUCCUGCCACUUCAGGUGGCCUUUUUGGCGCAAAUAACAACGCUGCCUCCACAACACAACUGAACGGCUUGUUCGGCAGUAAACCCGCCACAGGAGGUCUUUUUGGUUCCACUGGCGCCAACCCGUCGAACUUCUCCUUGGGAUCUACUGCGGGUGCCAGCAACCGCCCCGGUGGCUUGUUUGGUGGGACCAACAGCACUGCUCCCACUGGACCCGGAAAUGCUACGGGAACAACCACAGCAUUCGGCACGAAUAAUGCAGUAGUAGCCCCAGGAACAGCGGGAGCAUCUUCGGGCUCAGGACUUUUCACUAACAACACAAAUAACGCUCAGCCAUCGUUUGCGUGGUCUUCACAGCAAAACUCAAGUGUCCCUUCCAACCAAUUGAACUUGCAGUUGUCCCAGGCACCAGCAAAGGCUCAGCAAAGUUCUUCCACAUACACUCCGGCCAUCAAUGACCAGCUCAUCAAAUUGAAGGAGCAGUGGGACCCCUCGUCACCUAAAUGUGUGUUGAAGACUCACUUAUACAACAAAUUCAGUGAACAGGAGAUGGCUGUGCUCAUGCAGCAGCCCAGACCCGCUAAUGAAACGCCUGAAGAUUGGGAUCAUGCCAUGUCCAACCGUCCGGGCCCAUUGUAUUACCCAGUGAAGGUUACUUCGUUCUCAGAGGUUGCACAACGUAUUGAGGUUCAGUUAGACCAUGUCGCUAAGGGCCGCAUUUUGCUUAACACAAUCAACAAUGAACUGAAUCAGUUGCUGUCGAAGCAUGACUUAGACAAUACUACGCGUAUCAUGAAGGCCAAGGUCAGGCACACCAAGCUCGCGCGUCGCUUACUUAGACUCGCAACUAUCUUGGCUAUUCUCAAGUUGAAGGGGUAUCCGUUGUUGCCAGAGGAAGAGGAAAUCUCCAAGCAGUUCCAGGCACUUAACGCCAAAAUCACUGAUCCUAAUGCUCCUGUUGGAAAGCUUAGCGAUCUCUAUGCUAGGUUGGCCAUUCUCAAGGGCAGAAGCGAAGAAUUGUCACAUCAGUUGGAGUCUUCUAUUCAAACUAUGAACGGAGGCUUGAAGAGUGUGACCAACGACUCACGCGAGGUAUCUGGUGAGGGAAACACGCAAUUGGACCAAAUUGUCAGUCUGUUGACGAAGCUUCUUUACAAACAACAAGUUGGACUCAGCUACCUUAACGAGGUUUUGCAGAAGGACUUGGCUGUGGUUGACGAGGCCACUGCUAAACGUUAA
Molecule: messenger RNA, 1644 nt
Organism: Sungouiella intermedia
Lineage: Eukaryota; Fungi; Ascomycota; Pichiomycetes; Serinales; Metschnikowiaceae
Source: the annotation of a GenBank genome assembly